Molecule: messenger RNA, 606 nt
Organism: Fraxinus pennsylvanica
Lineage: Eukaryota; Viridiplantae; Streptophyta; Magnoliopsida; Lamiales; Oleaceae
Source: the annotation of a GenBank genome assembly
AUGUCGUUAUCCACCCUGAGACCAGCUUCCUGUCGACUUCCUACGGUGACCGGAGGAAAUGGGUCCCAAUCAAAAGUGUUAAAAGUAGAAAUGGUGAAAAGGUCAACUCUUCCUUCUCUUCAGGCAACCAAAAAGGAAGAAAAACCACUAUUGCAGGAAUCCUUCAAGGCCACCUCAAGGAGGGAGAUAAUGCAUUUGGCAGCUGCAUCAUUAGGUUUUCUUUCUCUUCUCUUACCAGAGUCUGCUGAAGCACGUACUAGAAAUGCCGACAUUAGGAGGAAGAUCUUGGAGAAGCUUGAAGAGCUCAGGGAGAAAGCUGGCUUUUCGAAGUCAAAAGUCGAAGGCGAAGAGAAGAACCCAAAAGAUGAAGCAGAAGGAAAAAGGUCGAAGCCAAAAGUUGAAGGCCAAGAGAAGAACCUAAAAGAUGAAUCUGAAGAAAAAAAUUUGAAGCCAAAAAUUGAAGCUGAAAAAAAGAAUUCGAAGCCAAAUGAUGAAAUUGAAGGAAAGAAGGCCACACCUCACCAGUCUACAGCUCCACCAUCAGAAGGCCAUCCUUUGCCUCUUCCAAGUCCCAUAAAUGGCAAAACUGUGGAAACAAAUCUCUAA